AUGAAGAAAUGGGGUAGCUCAGACUUGGGGGAGUCUGCAGACCUGCCCCAAGAGGAUUGCUGCCCAGACUCCUCAGAUGGAGACCCUGACUCCAAGCCACCUCCAGCCAAGCCCCACAUCUUCUCCACGGCCAAGAGCCGCACUCGGCUCUUCGGGAAGGGUGACUCGGAGGAUUCUUCUCCUAUGGAUUGCUCUUAUGAGGAAGGCGAGCUGGCCCCCUGCCCCAUCAUUACAGUCAGCACUGUUCUUAUUCAGAGGCCUGGGGAUGGCCCCACCUGUACCAGGUAACUGUCCCAGGACUCAGUCACUGCUGGCGCUGAGAAGCCCCUGAAGCUCUACGAUCGCAGGCGGAUCUUUGAAGCCGUUGCUCAGAAUAACUGCCAGGAGCUGGAGAGCCUGCUGCUCUUCCUGCAGAGGAGCAAGAAACAUCUCACAGACAGCGAGUUCAAAGACCCCGAGACGGGGAAGACCUGUCUGCUGAAGGCCAUGCUCAACCUGCACGACGGGCAGAACACCACCAUCCCCCUGCUCCUGGAGAUCGCCCGGCAGACGGACAGCCUGAAGGACUUCGUCAACGCCAGCUACACGGACAGCUACUACAAGGGCCAGACGGCGCUGCACAUUGCCAUCGAGAGGCGGAACAUGGCGUUGGUGACCCUGCUGGUGGAGAAUGGAGCAGACGUCCAGGCUGCAGCCAAUGGGGACUUCUUUAAGAAAACCAAAGGGCGGCCUGGCUUCUACUUUGGUGAGCUGCCUCUGUCCCUGGCUGCAUGCACCAACCAGCUGGCCAUCGUGAAGUUCCUGCUGCAGAACUCCUGGCAGCCAGCAGACAUCAGCGCCAGGGACUCGGUGGGCAACACCGUGCUGCACGCAUUGGUGGAAGUGGCUGACAACACAGCUGACAACACCAAGUUUGUGACAAGCAUGUACAACGAGAUUCUGAUCCUGGGGGCCAAGCUGCACCCCACACUGAAGCUGGAGGAGCUCACCAACAAGAAGGGGCUCACGCCGCUGGCCCUGGCUGCUGGGAGCGGGAAGAUUGGGGUCUUGGCCUAUAUUCUGCAGAGGGAGAUCCAGGAGCCCGAGUGCAGGCACCUGUCCCGGAAGUUCACCGAGUGGGCCUACGGGCCCGUACACUCUUCGCUGUACGACCUGUCCUGCAUUGACACUUGCGAGAGGAACUCGGUGCUGGAGGUGAUCGCCUACAGCAGCAGUGAGACCCCUAAUCGCCACGACAUGCUUCUGGUGGAGCCGCUGAACCGACUCCUGCAGGACAAGUGGGACAGACUUGUCAAGCGCAUUUUCUACUUCAACUUCUUCGUCUACUGCUUGUAUAUGAUCAUCUUCACCACGGCAGCCUACUACAGGCCUGUGGAUGGCUUGCCUCCCUUUAAGCUGAAGAACACCGUUGGAGACUAUUUCCGAGUUGCUGGAGAGAUUCUGUCUGUGGCAGGGGGAGUCUACUUUUUUUUCCGAGGGAUCCAAUAUUUCCUGCAGAGGCGGCCCUCAAUGAAGACCUUGUUUGUGGACAGCUACAGCGAGAUGCUUUUCUUUUUGCAGUCACUCUUCAUGCUGGGAACCGUGGUGCUGUACUUCACCCACCGCAAGGAGUACGUGGCUUCCAUGGUGUUCUCCCUGGCCUUGGGCUGGACGAACAUGCUCUAUUACACUCGUGGCUUCCAGCAGAUGGGCAUCUAUGCCGUCAUGAUCGAGAAGAUGAUCCUGAGAGACCUGUGUCGUUUCAUGUUUGUCUACCUCGUUUUCUUGUUCGGGUUUUCCACAGCGGUGGUGACAUUGAUUGAAGAUGGGAAGAACAAUUCUAUGCCCGUGGAGUCCACAUCACACAGGUGGCGGGGACCUGGCUGCAGGCCGCCCGACAGCUCCUACAACAGCCUGUACUCCACGUGUCUGGAGCUGUUCAAGUUCACCAUUGGCAUGGGUGACCUGGAGUUCACUGAGAACUAUGACUUCAAGGCUGUCUUCAUCAUCCUGUUACUGGCAUAUGUGAUUCUCACCUACAUCCUCCUGCUCAACAUGCUCAUUGCCCUCAUGGGUGAGACUGUCAACAAGAUCGCACAGGAGAGCAAGAACAUCUGGAAGCUGCAGAGAGCCAUCACCAUCCUGGACACGGAGAAGAGCUUCCUCAAGUGCAUGAGAAAGGCCUUCCGCUCAGGCAAGCUGCUGCAGGUGGGCUACACACCUGACGGCAAGGACGACUACAGGUGGUGUUUCAGGGUAGAUGAAGUGAACUGGACCACCUGGAAUACCAACGUGGGCAUCAUCAAUGAAGACCCGGGCAACUGUGAGGGCGUCAAGCGCACACUGAGCUUCUCCCUGCGGUCAGGCAGAGUUUCAGGGAGAAACUGGAAGAACUUUGCCCUUGUUCCCCUUUUAAGAGACACCAGUACUCGAGAUAGGCAUCCUGCCCAGCCGGAGGAAGUUCACUUGAGGCAAUUUGCAGGGUCCCUGAAACCAGAGGAUGCUGAGGUCUUCAAGGAUUCUGCUGCUUCAGGGGAGAAGUGAGGGACCCCAUGCAGGACGCGCUCAGUGCUGGGCCUUGGGAUCCCCCCCUGCUACUGGGAACAGCGCUCUGACCACAGUCUGGCUGGGUACUUUCCCAAGACUGCAGUGGACAAGCUGAGGGAAGCACUGUCAGAUGCACAGGAAGAGAUCGCAUCCAACCAUCACUGUCCCCAAGUGAAGCUCUCAACAGGAAAUGAUCUGGCUUCCAAGUUUUUACUGACUUUAUCAAACAGUGCAAAUGGUAAAUCUCUAUUGGGACACGUUAGGCCCGUGUUUUCUUCCUUUUUAUAUCACUGGGGGUAAAAGUCAAUGAAACCUAGAAAAACACCUUUGAGAACAAAAAACUGCCUUUGAUGUAAAAUGCCAAAGCCCCCUCCUCUCUGUAUUGUGCUUAAUCUCUCGCCUGCCCAGAGUGGUCUGGGGAUGAGGACGUUUACUCCCCAGAGAAGGUGGGGGAGGCUGGUCCCAUUCCCACCUCUGACAGAAUCAGGUUGUUCCAGGAGUGACUUCAUCCUGCCGUGUGUUAUAUCACAGUCUCAAAUAUAUUAGCUCUAUUGCAGUUCAGAUAAAAGUGCAGACCACAUCCCAAAGCCACAUGGUGAGAAUUUUUCAAUGAUCUUCCAUUUGUAGUGACCACAAUCCUGCUCCCCUGCAGUGCUACGUUCUUCCAUCCCCUUCCAUCCUGCCAUCCACCAAAUAAACAUAUAUAU
Molecule: messenger RNA, 3233 nt
Organism: Galeopterus variegatus (Sunda flying lemur)
Lineage: Eukaryota; Metazoa; Chordata; Mammalia; Dermoptera; Cynocephalidae
Gene: TRPV1
Product: transient receptor potential cation channel, subfamily V, member 1
Exons: 15
Biological process (GO): calcium ion import across plasma membrane
Cellular component (GO): membrane
Molecular function (GO): calcium channel activity; protein binding
Source: RefSeq, a predicted model, not a curated record